Messenger RNA from Euleptes europaea (tarantolino), 3688 nucleotides. RefSeq names its product protein phosphatase 2 regulatory subunit B''alpha (gene PPP2R3A). Gene Ontology annotation, molecular function: protein phosphatase regulator activity; calcium ion binding. Lineage: Eukaryota; Metazoa; Chordata; Lepidosauria; Squamata; Sphaerodactylidae. The transcript is spliced from 13 exons. Gene Ontology annotation, biological process: protein dephosphorylation. The record is from RefSeq and is a predicted model, not a curated record. Gene Ontology annotation, cellular component: protein phosphatase type 2A complex. The coding region runs from base 77 to 3466 and encodes 1129 amino acids.
UCAGAGCAAGCUGUUUGAAGGAGAGGUAAUGGCAUUGAUAUCUUAGUUCAUAGUGCAACCAAUUAGAAUUCACAUUAUGGCAGCAACCUAUAGGCGUGUAGUAACAACAGCAAAUUGUUACAGCAGUGUUGUGAUAGAUCGGAGACUCCAGCAAGCUGUGCAUUACUGCACUGGGGCAUGUCAGGUAUUCAAGCAAGGUGUUAUGUGCAUAGUGGCCCACCACAGUGUUUGUGCAGAGCUAUUGAAGGUUCCUACUCCAGACCUCAGAUGUUCAGAUCUGACCCGUCGGUUUUCAAUGCCUGAAAAUUCCCUUUCCUUGGCUGGAGAUGAAGAUUAUCACCAAAUUCUCCCUAGUAAUCCAAGACUCAAAAAGGGGACUUCAGUUCAAAGCACUGGAAGCCUGAAGAACAUCACCGGAGAAGCUAUAAAUCUUGCUAGUGGAAAAAUAAAAGAAUUCUCAUUUGAAAAGUUAAGAAGUUCUUCCAAUCAUGUGACCUACAGAAAGGGAAGAAAAGUUAAGUCAGACCCAUUCAACAGAAGAUCACUGGAUUUUGACUUGAUCUAUGGACAUUUCAGCAAUGAUGAAAAUUCCCCCCCUCCCUUUGGCCUGUCGCAGAUGUCUUCACCUGAGGAGAAAUGGCAGGUCAGCAGGACCUCAUUAGAGGGAAAUGUGAAUUCUACUUUCCCUGUGCCUUUACAAACUUUAUCUGAGGACAGCUUUAUCACACAGAUCUUGGAAAAGCACAAGCUGGAUGGUUCUUCCAGUGGGGAUAUUAAAAUGUGCUUGGACAUCUUGCUCAAAUGCUCAGAGGACUUGAAGAAGUGUACUGAUAUAAUAAAGCAGUGCAUCAGGAAGAAAUCUUCAGGUAGCGUCAGUGGAGGAAACAGUAAUGAUCCCUUAGUCAAUUCUGACAUUAUCUAUAUGAAUUUAAUGACAAGGUUUUCUUCUUACCUUAAAAAACUUCCUUUUGAACUUAGACAGCCUGGACUCACUGAGCCGGGUGACAUGGUAGAACUGAUUAACAGUUUAUCUGCUUUGCAACAGGCUCAUUUCCCUCCAAUAUUUGGCAAUGAGCAGCCACCUAGAUAUGAGGAUGUUGUACGCUCUCCAUCCUCCAUAACAAGGCAGUCUCUCACUACAGACUUGCGAGGUAGCCAGAACACCCCUGAUACAAUUGGCUUGUCAAAACCUACCCAAAUCCUCAAUGUAGAUUUUUCCUUAACUGAUUUACAUGACAACAACCAACAGGAUAACUUAGUAUCUAAAAAUAAUGCUUGUUCACUACCUCAGUUACUACCUGUAAACCCGUCAAGCUGCAUAUCUUCCACGGAAACUCUGUACAUUGUGGAAGAAUCAGACAGGGAAAAAGAGUUAGGCAGUGUAUCAACUGCUAAGACUGGAGGAAGUUGGGAGAAUUCAGAGAGCAGUCAGCAGAGAGCUGACAGGGAUGUCCCUGCUGUGGUCUCUACUAAAAAAUUGCCUACUGUAGGACAAUCUGUACCACUGCCCCAAAUUUCCACCCAAGCAGCCUCUGUCAAUAGCCAUGAUGCUACUGCUCAGAAUUCUAAAGAAGAAUGUAGAAAGAACAACCAAGAAGAGAUAGACAAACUUCUGUUGGACUUGGAGCAUUUUUCACAGAAAAUGGAAACUACCCUGGGAGGAACUUCCAAUAAGGAUACUGAUUCUGCAUGUUUGAGGGAUAUUGAUCUAUCUCGGACUCUUGAAAACAACAGUAAAGCCUGCCCAGUCAUAGACAAAAGUGCUUCUCCCUCUUUAUCAAAACUCAUAGAAACCAAUGGUCAUAAAAUGGAAGAAGACGACAAAAACCUUUUAUUGCGUAUCCUGGAGAGUAUUGAAGACUUUGCUCAGGAACUGGUAGAAUUUCGAAUGGGCAAGGGAAGCUUAUCAAAAGAAAAGGAAGUGAUGUACAUUCUUCAGGAAACUUUGGCCACUCCCUCUGUUACAGCUGUCCAGCAGAGCCACCCAGGUGCGGUAGCCAAAGAACCUACUGCAGCACUCAUUCAACAGACAUCAGAGGUUAUCAAGGUCCAAAAUAAACAAGAGAAAAAACCUGUGACUCCAUCCCCUGCUCCUGCAAAUGCAACCAUCAACCCACCAUCUCUUCUGCCUGCAAAUAAAGUCAUUGGUGCCCCUUUGUCCAUAAACAUUCCACGUUUCUACUUCCCCAACGGACUCCCUAAUGUCUGCAGCAAUCAUGAGGAGAUCAUUGCCAAGACUGAGGCAGCCUUUUCAGAGUUUGAAGAUGAGAGAGCCACCAUUAACGAAAUGGGGAAAAUUGCAAAGAUUUGCUGCUGUCCUCUGUACUGGAAAGCUCCCAUGUUCAUUGCAUCAGGAGGAGAGACAACAGGAUUUGUAUCUGUACAUUCAUUUGUGGCUAUGUGGAGGAAGAAAGUACAAAACUGCCACGAUGAUGCGUCCAAGUUUAUUUGUCUUCUAGCAAAACCCAACUGUAACUUUUUGGAACAGGAAGAUUUCAUCCCAUUACUGCAGGAUAUAGUAGAAACUCACCCUGGCCUGACAUUUCUAAAGGAUGCUCCAGAAUUCCAUUCCCGCUACAUUACUACGGUUAUUCAAAGAAUAUUUUACACAGUCAAUAGAUCCUGGUCUGGGAAAAUCACUCUAACAGAGUUAAGGAAAAGUAACUUCCUGCAAACCCUAGCCCUCUUAGAGGAAGAGGAAGACAUAAAUCAGAUCACUGAUUAUUUUUCCUAUGAACAUUUCUAUGUCAUUUACUGUAAAUUCUGGGAACUGGAUACUGACCAUGACCUCUACAUCAACCAGAAAGAUUUGGCUAGAUACAAUGAUCAAGCUCUGUCAAGCAGAAUUAUAGAGAGAAUAUUCACUGGAGCUGUGCUUAGAGGAAAUCAAGUACACAAAGAAAACCAGAUGAGCUAUGCAGAUUUUGUAUGGCUUUUGAUUUCUGAAGAAGACAAAAGAAGUCCCACAAGUAUUGAAUACUGGUUCAGAUGCAUGGAUUUGGAUGGGGAUGGCAUGCUGUCCAUGUAUGAACUGGAGUAUUUUUAUGAGGAACAGUGUGAGAGGAUGGAAUCCAUGGGCAUUGAGCCAUUGCCAUUCCAUGAUUUACUGUGCCAGAUGCUUGAUCUAGUAAAGCCAGAAUGUGAUGGUAGAGUUACUCUGCGAGACUUGAAGAGAUGCAGAAUGGCUCAUGUUUUUUACAAUACCUUCUUUAACCUUGAGAAGUACCUUGACAAUGAACAACGGGAUCCCUUUGCUGUGCAAAAGGAUGUUGAGAAUGAUGGCCCCGAGCCUUCUGACUGGGAUAGAUAUGCUGCUGAGGAGUAUGAAAUUCUUGUUGCUGAAGAGUCUGGCAAUGAACAUUUACAAGGAUCCUUUGAUGAUGACUAUGAAGCAGAUGAAUUCUUACCUCUACCUGAAAUUGAAGAAAAGUCAGACAAAUUAGUUAUCUCAGAUCUUUCGACAUAAAAAUACUGAAUACUAAUAGAUCACUGGGGUCUGUUAGUAUUAAUUGGAAGAGUCCUCAGUUGUUCCAUUUCAAGAAUUAAUUUUUUUUCUUGAAGCAACAACCAACAUUGGAUACAAUAACACUGUUUUUAAUGAAUGGCGUGCUUCUGCAUUAUGGUAACUUCCAAAAACAUGGUGGUUAAGCGUGAUGAUGUUUUAUAAACUGUAAAUAUACAAGAUGGG